Molecule: messenger RNA, 1743 nt
Organism: Cladophialophora psammophila CBS 110553
Lineage: Eukaryota; Fungi; Ascomycota; Eurotiomycetes; Chaetothyriales; Herpotrichiellaceae
Exons: 6
Coding region: 1-1743 (580 amino acids)
Biological process (GO): lactate catabolic process
Cellular component (GO): mitochondrion
Molecular function (GO): D-lactate dehydrogenase (NAD+) activity; FAD binding; D-lactate dehydrogenase (cytochrome) activity
Source: RefSeq, a predicted model, not a curated record
AUGGAUACGCCAAAAGAACAAAUAUUCUACUCUGACCCGGAAAUCCAGUUGAAGCACUCCGACUUGUUUCGCAAAUCAACAAGACUGGAACUGCUGGAGGUUUUGCCUCCGAAAGUGAACAAGCAGGACUUUGGUCGAGCCUUGUCUGCAUUCCGAGACAUUCUCGGGCAUGAUGCGGUGCACACUGGUGCUGCCUUGAUUGACUACAUCGAUCCAUUCGAGCUGUGGGAGGAUUCAGAUCAGCGCCAUGUGCCGAGUGCGGCGAUCUGUCCUCGUUCAGUCAAGGACAUCCAGGGGAUUCUCAAGAUCGCCAAUCAAUAUAAGAUACCGCUAUGGACCAUUUCGCGUGGGAAGAACCUUGGUUACGGCGGGCCAUCCCCACGCCUUUCAGGCUCCGUGGUACUGGACCUCCACAACAUGCAGAAGAUCAUCGAAGUCAAUGACCAACUGGCGUACUGUGUUGUUGAGCCCGGUGUUACUUUCUUCGACUUGUACCACCAUUGUCGGAGACAUAAAUUGAAAGUGUGGCCUAGCGCUCCAUCAUUAGGCUGGGGGAGUGUCACUGGCAAUGCAUUGGAUCGUGGAUUUGGGUACACUAGACACGGCGACCACCACAACCAGAUCUGCGGCAUGGAAGUUGUCUUGCCUAAUGGGGAGCUGAUCCGGACCGGUCAAUUCGCCAUUUCAAAUGCUGCAGCAGCGCAUCUGUCCAAAUCCAACUUCGGGCCGUCAAUCGACGGACUCUUCUUGCAAAGCAACCUGGGAGUGGUCACCAAGAUAGGCCUGUGGAUGACACCACAGCCGCAGGCAUUUAUGUCUUGCUCGUUGGAAGUAGACGAGGACAAGGACAUUGCCACCAUGGUUGACGCAUUGAGCGAGUUAAAAAGGCAAGACGUGAUUCAGAACUCGCCCAUCGUACGCAACAUUGUAGCAUGGUCAAGCUCGGCAGGUCCGCGAAAGAGCUAUUACAAGGGAGCCGGAGCGAUGCCACCAGACGUCCUUAAGCAGGUACAGAAGACGUUAAGGACGGGUUACUGGAUGUGCAAGUUUGCCUUCUACGGCCCCAAGAACCUCGUGGAGGAGCGAUUCAAGGCUACGCAAUCAGUGGUUGAACAGCGCGCCCCGACGGCGAGACUCAAUGGCGACCUCCACGUUGGAAAGAACGGCGAGGGCGUUGAUGCUGCUGCCCUUCCCGCGGCCCAGGGCGGUGGCGGCAUGGCAGGCGUGCCUGACCUGUGGACUCUGGGAGUCUGGAACUACAGGGCCGCUGAUAAUCCGUCCGGCAUUGGAGGACACUGUGACUUUUCGCCCACUCUGCCAGCGAAUGGUCGUGAAGUGGUUGAUUGGUACCUAGCUGCCAAGGCUAUCACGACCGCGGAAGGGUUCGACGCGUAUGUCGGUGGCGCUUUAUACGAGCGGACAUUCGUUAUGAUCCACAUGUUUCUGUACGACAAGACGGACCCCAGUCAUCGCGACAGGCUUGACCGGGUGAUGGAAAAAUUGUUCCAGGAGGCCAAGAGAAGAGGCCUAAGCAAAUAUCGAUCACACCUGAAUCAUAUGGACCGCGUUCAAGACAUGUACGACUUUAACAACUAUGCCUAUCGGAGGUUCGUUGAAAAUCUGAAGGACCAACUCGACACGAAUGGCAUUCUUUCACCAGGAAAGAAUGGUAUUUGGCCAGAGCACUUGAGAGUACUUGGAUAUGGUAAAGAUAAGGACCCAAAAGUCGCGGUCAAACUGUAG